UACGCCGCCUGAAGUUGUCGACGAAUGUCAUGAUCAAGUUGUGAAAUUUGUAAUAAAACACAGUUCUUCGGAUUUUAUUCUACCAGGUCUUGUUUAAUUUAUUGAAUUGAACAUAAAUCUUCACAUGCAAACCAAGAAUGCCUUGUUGGUAUUAUGAGAAGAAAGAAAUCAAGAACUCACCAUCAUACCGCGAUGGUAUUGACACAUCCACAGAGGCAAGAUACAGACGUGAAGGGGCAAGAUUCAUUGUUGAUGCUGGUACUAAACUUGGACUGAGAUAUGACACUUGUGCGACAGGAGUUGUGUAUUUUCAUAGAUUCUACAUGUUUCAUUCCUUCAAAGACUUCCCUAGAUAUGUAUCUGCAGCUUGUUGCCUAUUUCUAGCAGGGAAGGUUGAGGAAACACCCAAGAAAUGUAAAGAUAUAAUCAAAAUCUCCCAGCAGAUUCUCAACUCGAAACAGUUUGCACAGUUUGGCAAUGAUCCAAAGGAGGAAGUUAUGAUCCUGGAAAGAAUUUUGUUGCAGACAAUAAAGUUUGAUCUUCAGGCUGAACAUCCUUAUGCUUACCUUAUAAAGUUUGCUAAACUUGUUAAAGGUAACUGUCCUAAAGCUGACAAGGAGAAGGUACAGAAGCUAGUUCAGAUGGCAUGGACAUUUAUAAAUGACAGCCUGUGUACAACAUUAAGUCUGCAGUGGGAGCCAGAAAUAAUUGCUAUUUCACUAAUGUAUCUUGGUACCCGGCUUAACAAAUUUGAAAUUACAGAGUGGCAAGGCAAAGUUCCUGGAACUAAACAAAAAUGGUGGGAAUCCAUUGUACCUGAUCUAACUGUAGAAUUAAUGGAAGAUGUUUGUCAUCAAGUACUUGAUCUGUAUUCUCCAUCUAACCAGGCUUCAGCUAACCCUGGGGAAUCCCCACCCCCUCCCCCACCUGCACUGAAUCCCUCAAGGACACCAAAUUCACAGGGUAGUGACAAGAAAAGAUCUUUACAGUCCACACCUUCAGAUCCUGUAACACCUGGGGGACAGUCUGCUAAAUCUAUAAAGCUUGACCCAGCGAACCAGUCUAGAAAAUCUACUCCCCAGAAAAAUAUUGAUAAAGGGAGAGAAUCUGCUUCAUUGAGUAGACAGCCCAGUCAAGCACAAAUUGUGGACCAGUCACAGGCACACCCAGCUGCAGCAGUUCCUGCAGCAGCAUCAACAAGUAACAGUGUAGGUGGUGCUGGACAGGAAGUGUAUGGAACCAAUCCCAGCAACCCCCAGGCUCCACCCACUUCCUACCCAUCAUCCCAGUACCAGACUGGUACCACAACUGACUUCUCACAGUAUAAUCCUUAUGUAUCUGCAAAUCAGUACCAGUCUUCAUUCAUGUCUGGUGAAGGGGUCCAGAGUCUACAGACUUUGAUGGGUUCACAGCCUUCAACCUACACACAAGCUGGUACCCAACAACAGUAUUCUGGUUAUCCUCCGCCACCAGCUGCUGGGGCACCAGCUAGUACACAGUAUACCAUGCCAGGGGCACCUCAACAGUUCCCACCAGGUUAUAACCCUUCUCAGUAUCCUGCCAGUGCAGCGGUACCUGGACCCCCUGUGGCUGGAACCCAGCCUCCAUUCCAGCAACAAAACAUUCAGCAGACACAGCAGUUUCAAGGGACAUCUUACUCUCAAUAUCCCCAGUACUCUAAUUAUCAACAACAAAGCCAUUCAAAUCAACAGACCAGUUAUGAUCAGUAUAGAGGGAGUGGGGGAAACUACAGCGGGAGUGGGCGUGGAGGACAGGGACAGAGACAGAGAACCCCCCAGUCCUCACAUAGAGCCCAGCAGCCGAGGGGGAACUCUAAUAUAACAACUGUAAGGAUUACAGGCAGAUGAAGAUUGUAACAGUGAUAUUUGGUAUUAUUGUAUUGUGUUCACUACCACAUAUGUCAAGACAAGCAGCAGCAUGCUGUGUUAAAGCAAGUUAUGGAUGACUUUUAUAAAAUCUGUCAUGGAAGCCACCAUUGAAUGAUUGCUUUUUAUUGCAUACAGUAUUCAAUCUUUUAUAUAGAAAUUUGUCAUUUACAUAAUUUCCUUUUAAACAGUGUCUGGUGAAAGCCUGGUGAGCCCAAUAGCUGAAGCUUAACAAGAAUUAUCUAAAGGUCUAGGUGUGAUCUCCAGCAGUGAAGGCAGUUUUCUCCAUACAGUUUGUCUGAAAUCAUCUCACCUCGUUUGCUGAAAUUAUAGUAGGAAUUUAUCAAUACCUCAAAGGAAAUGAUUAAGUACUUGUACAGAACAAUGGUUUUGUAUAGGGUUAACACUAAUGUUAAACCCAGGUAAAACAAAAAGAAGAGCAUUACUUUCUCUUCAUCAUCAGGUUUACCUACAGUGGUUUGUCAUUUUAACUUUACGACGAAAGAACAUUUUUGAGGUUUUUACUGUCCUUGUUUCACGAAAGCACUCAAAUGAAGUAUCCUCUGUGCUAAUGUAACAUAUGUUAUAAUAAGUGAAUAUAAGGCAUGUUAAAAGUGAAAUGUGGAUGUACAUGCAACACAUGCAUCUUGCAGUUGCCUAAGUAAUUUACAACAUAAUUAUGCUUGUAGUGUUGAAUAUUGAAGUACUGGACCUUUUCAGCAUUGACUGUGACUUCUUAAUGCAAUUAUACAUGACCCAGGAUGUCUUGAUUGACUUUUAAAUUCUAAAUAUGAAGUGUUAAAAAUCAGAUCAUGAAAUAAAUUUAACAAUUUU
Molecule: messenger RNA, 2720 nt
Organism: Mercenaria mercenaria
Lineage: Eukaryota; Metazoa; Mollusca; Bivalvia; Venerida; Veneridae
Product: cyclin-K-like
Exons: 10
Coding region: 138-1868 (576 amino acids)
Biological process (GO): positive regulation of DNA-templated transcription, elongation; regulation of transcription by RNA polymerase II
Cellular component (GO): cyclin/CDK positive transcription elongation factor complex; nucleus
Molecular function (GO): cyclin-dependent protein serine/threonine kinase activator activity
Source: RefSeq, a predicted model, not a curated record